Messenger RNA from Durio zibethinus, 3237 nucleotides. Lineage: Eukaryota; Viridiplantae; Streptophyta; Magnoliopsida; Malvales; Malvaceae. The record is from RefSeq and is a predicted model, not a curated record.
AGAGUAAAAAUAAUAAGUAAAAAGAUUCUAAGCUCCACAGAGUUGGCUUACUUGACUUGUCCUUUUUUCUUCUUUCUACACUAGUGGAAUUUUAAACAUAGAAAUGAAUGCCUUUUGUGGAAAAUUCAAGCUGAAAAAUUGAAAGUCUUGGAAGAAACUUCCUAGCACUUGAUGUGGUAGAAAAUAUUUUUCUUUUAACGUUAUAUAUUCGGUGUUGGUAGCAAUGAUCGGUAUGCAACCAUGAGAGCGGUUACAAUUUCCUUUUUUGGAUUUCUUCUUGUCAUCGCAGCCACCGUUAUUAGCUUUUGUGAUGGGAAUUCCAAUAUGCUUUGCAUUAAAAGUGAGAGGCAAGUUCUUUUGAAGUUCAAGCAACACCUAAUUGAUCGAUCAAACAGGCUAUCUUCUUGGGUUGAAGGUGAGGAUUGCUGUGAAUGGGUUGGUGUUUUCUGUAAUAACUUCACUGGCCAUGUCAACGAGCUGCACUUGGCGCUUCCUUCAAUUAGUUCUGAUGUGUAUACGACGAAGGCUGAAUGGUUUGCUUACGUUCGGUCAAAGCUAGGAGGCAAAAUAAAUCCUUCUUUGAUCGAGUUGAAACAUCUCAGUUUCCUAGACUUAAGCAACAACGACUUUGGAGGCCUGGCGAUUCCCGAAUUCAUUGGUUCGCUGAAGAGUUUGACAUACCUUAACCUCUCUUCGGCAAAUUUCCAAACAGCAAUUCCCCAUAAUCUUGGAAAUCUCUCAAAAUUGCAUUAUCUUGAUCUUGGACACAAUUCCCUAUUUGAAGCUAAAACUCUUCAAUGGGUUUCUCGUCUUUCGUCUCUGAUGUAUCUUGAUCUGAAUUAUGCAAAUCUUACUAAAGCAACUGAUUGGCUGCAGGCAACACACAAACUUCCUUCUUUGGUGGAGUUACACUUGUCAGGAUGCUUUCUAAAUAAUGAUCCAUCUCCAAUCAGUGUUAAUUACAUAUCUCUUACUGUUCUUGAUCUUUCCAGAAACACGUUGUCUUCGGUACCUACAUGGACAUUCAGUCUUCGUAGUCUUGUGUCCAUUGAUCUUAACUCUAAUGGAGUUGAAGGUGUGAUGUCCAAUGGUUUUCGAAACAUGUCUUCUCUAAAAUUUCUUGAUCUUAGCUUCAAUUCAUUCUCUUCAUCAUCGACACUCAACUGGUUGUCUAAUUUAAACCGACUUCAAUUCCUUGGUCUUCGUGGUGUCAGCCUGCAAGGUAAUUUUUCAAUUGCCACUGGAAACUUGAGCUCUCUUUCUUAUCUUGAUCUUUCAGAUAACCAGCUUGAAAUUAUAGAACCCAAAUGUUUGGAAAGUCUUUGCAAUCUGAGGGAGAUGGAUUUGUCAAAUAAUGGAAUUGAUCAAGAGGUAUCAGAAGUCAUAGAGAGUUUGUCUAGAUGUAGUUUCGAUCGAUUAGAGUCAUUAAAUAUUGCAUCUAACAAACUUUCUGGCCAUUUACCUGACCAACUUGGCCAAUUUAAAAAUUUGGUAUACCUUUCCCUCUCUGGAAACUCCAUUUCUGGUCCCAUUCCAUUCUCAAUAGGGAAGUUAUCAUCAUUGAAAGUUCUUGAUGUUUCACACAAUCGAUUGAAUGCAACUCUCCCUCAAAGUUUAGGACAACUUGGGAAUUUGGAACAUUUAGACGUUAGCAAUAACAUGUUGGAAGGAAAUAUAUCAGAAAUGCACUUUUCUGAUCUCACGAGAUUGAGAUUAUUUUUCGCAUUUAACAACAUGUUAACGUUUAAACCAAAUCCAAGUUGGAUUCCUCCUUUUCACUGUGAUAGUAUUGAAUUGCGUAACUGGCAUCUUGGUCCGCAAUUUCCUCAGUGGCUACAAUUCCAAAAGAAUUUGUCUCUUUUAGAUGUCUCACAUGCUGAAAUAUCAGGUGUCAUUCCCACUUGGUUUUGGAACCUUUCGACUCAAUUUGAAUAUCUAAACCUUUCCAACAACCAACUAGUCGGGAAGAUUUCAUAUUUUCCGAGGAGUUUGAUUGUUGACUUGAGUUCCAACCUAUUCACAGGUCCAUUGCCACAGGCACCCUCAGAUUUGAUGUUUUUAUUUUUGUCUAAGAAUCUAUUUUCAGGACCCCUUUCUAAUAUUCUUUGUAAUUCCUCAACUAAACUGGAAACUUUGACCAUUCUUGACAUUGAAUCAAAUCCUCUGUCUGGUGAAAUUCCAGAUUGUUGGGAAAAAUGGCAAAUGUUGGAAGUCUUAAAUUUAGGAAACAAUAAUCUAACUGGGAAAAUUCCUAGAUCCUUGGGAUCUUUGAGUUAUAUUAUGUCAUUAAACCUUCAUAGCAAUAACCUGUUUGGACAAGUACCUUCCACAUUGCAGCAUUUAGUUGGUAUGCGUAUUCUUGAUCUUAGCAAAAAUCAAUUGACUGGAAGUAUUUCAGCAUGGAUUGGAGACAAGCUCUCAAAUCUUGAGGUUCUAAACCUCCGUUCAAAUAACUUUCAAGCCUAUAUCCCUGAUCAAAUUUGUGCUCUUAAGUCUCUUCAUUUCUUUGAUCUUGGUUAUAACAACACUUCAGGAGCUAUUCCAAAAUGUUUUAGUAACCUAAAUGACAUAGCCACAAAACGGCCCAGCGGAUUCAUGGAUCGGCCCAUGGAAUUCGGCCUUGGCCUAACGCUUUAUUUAAGGGCAUUAUUGGUGAUGAGAGGAAGAGAGGAUGAAUAUAGUGUCACGGACCUAAGAAAGAAUCCUGAAUCCUACAUCGAAUAUAAUAGGGGGGUCACUGGGUCUCUCAGGGGACAGAUACCAGAGAACAUUGGCAAUCUGGAGUUGGAAUCUCUUGACUUGUCGAUGAACCGACUCCAUGGUGAAAUCCCUUCAAGUUUCUCCAAUUUGAACUUUUUGAAUCACGUCAACGUGUCAUAUAACAAAUUGACAGGACAAAUUCCAUCAGGCACCCAGCUCCAAAGCUUUGACAGGUUUUCUUACAUUGGCAAUCAUCUUUGCGGACCUCCAAUCACAAAAAAUUGCAGCAGAAGUGGCGAAACACCUGAAAUCAUAAAUGGAGAUAGCAGUGAAGGAAGGCACAGGUCUGAGGUGAAUUGGCUUUAUGUGAGCAUAGUGGUUGGAUUUGUGAUGGGGUUUUGGGGAGUAGUUGCUCCCUUGUUUUUCAUCAGGUCUUGGAGGUUUGCUUACUAUAAAAAACUAGAGCAUAUUGGUGAUAAGCUAAACGUGUUUUGGGCGUAUGUAAUUUGUACUGGAAGCUCAUUUUGGUGUGUUUGA